This is a messenger RNA of Aphanomyces invadans, 558 nucleotides long. RefSeq lists its product as hypothetical. The record is from RefSeq and is a predicted model, not a curated record. Bases 1 to 558 code for a protein of 185 amino acids. Lineage: Eukaryota; Oomycota; Saprolegniomycetes; Saprolegniales; Verrucalvaceae. The transcript has a single exon. Gene Ontology annotation, molecular function: acyltransferase activity, transferring groups other than amino-acyl groups.
AUGGCGAAGGUCAGCCCGUCGACGAUCGAGUGGACGUGCUCAUCGUUCUAUGACUUGACCGUAUGCGCACUCUACGACAUCCUCCAACUUCGGGCCAACACAUUUGUCGUGGAAAUGCAAAAGGUCCUGGGCGACCUUGACGGUCACGACCAAGUUUGCUUCCACCUCGUCGGGCGGGACCAGAACCACGAGUUGGUUGCGUACGCUCGCCUCGUUCCUCCACACACCCUUGGCCCCGAAAAAGCUGAACCGAGCAUCGGCCGGGUCGUCGUUGCGACGCACGCGCGCGGCGCUGGCGUUGGACACACCCUCGUUACCAAAGCCAUCGAGGUAUGCCAAGCGCAUUGGCCCCAUCGUGCGAUUGACGUCUGCGGCUUGGCGACUCUCGAAAAGUUCUACACAAGCCUCGGGUUUGCGAAAGUCUCGGAACCGUUUGACGAGCAAGGGUUCCUCUGUAUGAACUUCCGGCGACAGAACUCGAGCGGUUCAGGAAGUGCCGCACUUGAACUAUCGCCACAUUUGGUCAACGCCGCAUGUCAUCGGCCUGAUCAUUUGUAG